Ilex paraguariensis (yerba mate) is the source of this 444-nucleotide messenger RNA. The record is from the annotation of a GenBank genome assembly. Lineage: Eukaryota; Viridiplantae; Streptophyta; Magnoliopsida; Aquifoliales; Aquifoliaceae.
CCUCAGCCUUCUCUUCAUCUUCCUCCUACUGGUUCACCCUUCUGAUCCUCUAAACCCAUCCAUGGCCUCUUCUCUUCAGUUAUCCACAAAAAGAUCACUUCUUUCUGAUUCUUCUUCCUCUGCUUCAUCGACAAUGAAUUUGAACCCUAAAAAGACCCAGAACUCACAUGCACCUUCUUCAACCUCCACUCGAACAGAGUUUGAAUCUGCUGCUCAUGACGUACCCAGUGGGCCAAACCCAAUAUCAAACAGGUAAGUUUUCCAAGCAUCGAUCAAUUUGCAACGGCGUGAAGAAGCAGGUAAUAGAAGACGAUAGCUGCUGCGUGCGAGGAUUGUAACGGCGUUAAUACUGUUGUUCUCUUUAUGGUCAUUAUCUCAUUCGCCAUUAAUACUCCUUGUCCCUCAGUGAGAAGUUUGUUGCCUUUGUUGGUAUCGUCAUCAUCG